Messenger RNA from Aphanomyces invadans, 1298 nucleotides. RefSeq lists its product as hypothetical. Bases 13 to 948 code for a protein of 311 amino acids. Gene Ontology annotation, cellular component: cytosol. NCBI's taxonomy places the organism in Eukaryota, Oomycota, Saprolegniomycetes, Saprolegniales, Verrucalvaceae. The record is from RefSeq and is a predicted model, not a curated record. The transcript has 5 exons.
CCGUUUCACGCAAUGUUGUGGGCCCGCGCGGCGCGCCACCACCGCCGCUCGUUCUCGGUCCGGGAAUUGUCAGUCUCGUCGAAUGCGCUGCGGUUCCUUAUCGUUGAUGGAUACUCCCCUGAAGGACGGGUGGAGCUGACAAAGAGCGGCGCGAGUGUCGCGUCGGAGUUGUACAAGCGCAUGCUUUCUGAGAGCGCGGACGGGCUUCCGACUUCGUUCAACGUGCUCUUUCCAUCGGAUGGUCCUUUUGAAAAACCCGACCUCCACAAAUACGAUGCCGUCGCAUGGACUGGAUGCAGUUUGACUGUACACGAUACACUUGACGACCGCGUAACUCGGCAGCUGGAACUCGCUAAACAAUGUUAUGCACAUGGCAUUCCGCAGUACGGAAGCUGCUGGGCAGCGCAGAUCGCUGUCGUUGCAGCGGGGGGCGUCGUCUCCAAGAACCCUCGUGGACGCGAGAUGGGAUUGGCACGAAAGAUUUCGCUAACGCCAGAAGGCCGCGGACACCCCAUGUUUGACGGAAAGCCCUCUGUGUUUGACGCCUUCACGAGUCAUUAUGACGAGAUCACACACCUCCGUCCUGGAGGGUUGGUACUGUGUGGGAAUGCCUUCACGUCGGUCCAAGCUGUCGCUGUCCGCCAUUUGAAGGGAGAGUUCUGGGGGCUGCAAUACCACCCGGAAUACGACUUGCGCGAGAUCGCCAGGUUGAUUCUUGCGCGGAAGGAACGCCUGGUCAAGUACGGCAUCUUUCGAUCCCUUGAAGAUGGAGACAAAUACGUUGCCGAGCUGGAAGCACUGUAUGAUGACCCAUCUCGCAAGGACAUUGCGUGGCGGCUGGGCUUGGACUCGGAUGUCUUGAACGAGACUGUACGGUACACGGAGAGUCGCAAUUUCAUCAAGCAUCUUGUGAUCCCCUACAAGUUGUCGAAGCAGGUCUUGAAGUGAGAUGGCACGAAAAAAUACGAUAAAACUUUCUGUCUGAGUGGGUGGUGUUGAAAAACACCAAAUGAAGAGAGGCAUCCACUGCCUUGGUUGGGGACGAUCGUGGGGCAUGCCCUGAAUGGAAGUUGAUUUAAGCCGACGACGUAAACUUGGUCACAGCCUUCGUGCCUUCCGACACGGCGUGCUUGGCCAACUCGCCGGGAAGCAUGAGACGCACGGCGGUUUGAAUUUCGCGAGACGACAAAGUCGACUUCUUGUUGUAGCGGCUGAGCUUGCCAGCUUCCGACGCGAUGCGUUCAAAGAUAUCGUUGAUGAACGAGUUCAUGAUGGACAUGCCGCGCUUGGAGAUGCCG